CCCGCGGCUGCGCAGCUCGCCGCAAAAGCACCAGCGCAGCGCUCGCAGAACAGAGACAGCCCGCGCGGUCCAAGUCUGAGGGUGCCGUCUCACUAGCGAUAAGGCUCAGCCAGGCCAACCACAGCGCGCUGGACCCCGCCGUCUCCGCAUCCGACGUGCACUGCAGCACAGCAUCGCAUCCCCAAUGCGGCGGCCGCGCUGAUAUCGCACCUCGCCCGACUCGCACGCGCCUGCCCUAAAGUAUGCGGAUGGCCGCCUGCCCGCUCGACACCGACCGACUUCUUCGCGCGGAAGCCUGAGCACGCACGACCCCGCGGUGCCCCGCCAUGGACGAGACAGCGCCCGCCGACAAGGGCCGCCGACGCAGCAAGAAGGACGGGGCCAAUGACGACUCCAACAAGAAGCGCAGGUGCAUCUCGAGCGCCUGCGUGCCCUGCCGCAAGCGGAAGAGCAAGUGCGACGGCACGACGCCUGCCUGCUCGGCGUGCGCUGCCGUCUACAACACGCCCUGCGUCUACGACCCCAACUCGGACCACCGCCGCAAGGGCGUGUACAAGAAGGACAUUGAGGGCCUCAAGACAAGAAACUCGACCCUGCAGACCCUCAUCCAGGCCAUACUCAACUACCCCGAGGAGGAUGUCGCCCCGCUCGUCCAGCAGAUACGCACGUGCGAAAGCCUGGAUGCCGUCGCCGAGGCCAUCAUCGCCAAGGAGAACGGCGAGGACGUCGACGAUGAAGACGACGUCAGCCCGUUGGCUUCGCCCGUCGCGCAGACUACCUUCGAGAGCCAGCUGAGCGGCAAGAUGGGCGAGCUGCGGCUCGAGGACGGUUCGACGAGAUACAUUGGCGGCACGUCGCAUCUGAUCUACAUGGGCGCGGGCGACGCCGACACGCGUUCGCCGGCGUCGCUAGUCGGCGCGGAGCAGUACGACCAGAUCGAGGAUCCUCUCACGUCGUGGACAAACGUCACUACCGACCCGGAGCUCGUGCGCCACCUCAUCAACAUGUACUUCUGCUGGCAUUACAGCUUCUUCACCACACUGUCGAAGCACCUCUUCAUGAAGGAGUUUCAGCUGGGAAGGCCCCCGCCCGGGUCGAGACGGAAGACGGAAUACUGCACGCCGCUGCUUGUCAAUGCCAUGUUGGCGCUGGGUUGCCACUUCACAUCGUGGCCCGCGGCGAGGGCUGUGCGGGACGACUCGGCCACCGCGGGAGAUCAUUUCUUCCGGGAGGCGAAGAGGCUGAUACUGGAGGAUGACCUGCAUGAGGUGCCUGCUCUGACGACCGUGCAAGCACUGGCGCUCAUGUCGGUACGGGAGGCCGGCUGCGGAAGAGAAGCGAAGGGCUGGGUGUAUAGUGGCAUGAGCUUCCGGAUGGCAUGCGACCUGGGGCUGAACAUCGACAUGUCAGGUAAAAGUAAGAUUGAGGAGACAGAAGAAGAUGCGAGGCGAAUAACGUUCUGGGGCUGUUUCUUGUUUGAUAAAUGUUGGUCCAAUUAUCUCGGAAGGCUACCACAGCUGCCUAGGGCGAUUGUCACUGUACCAAAGCCAGAAGUCUUCCCGACCGAGGAUGCGGAGAUCUGGUCCGCGUAUACCGACUCUGGUGUGAGCCAGGCGCAUUCGCAGCCUUCGCGAACACGAGCGGUGGCUAUACAAAUCUCGAAACUUUGCGAAAUAUCCAGCGAUUUAAUGAACUACUUUUACAAUCCCAUAGACAUGGACAAGGCGAAAGGCAAGCAGACGGAGCUCAAGAAAUUGAGCGAGAUACACCAGCGACUAGAGACUUGGAGAAGAGAACUACCCAAAGAGCUUGAGCCGAAAGAAGGAGGGCUGCCUUCAAUGCUUGUUAUGCACAUGUUCUUCCAACUCCUCUACAUCCACCUGUUCCGCCCCUUCCUUAAAUACAACCCCAACAACUCUCCACUUCCAGCCCACGUUUCACCCCGAAAACUCUGCACGCAAGCAGCCGCCAUGAUCUCCAAGCUUCUUCGCCUGUACAAACGAUCACACGGCCUUCGCCAGAUCUGUAACAUUGUCGUCUACAUCGCUCACUCCGCCUGCACGAUCCACCUUCUGAACCUCCCCGAGAAGAACGCAAAGCGCGACAUCAUCCACGGGGUAAAACACCUCGAAGAGAUUGCCGAAGGCUGGCUUUGCGCGCGGCGGACGCUAGGUAUCCUCACCGUCCUUGCAAAACGCUGGAAAGUCGAACUCCCGGAAGAAGCUGCCACUGUGCUUGCCCGCACCGACGCAAAGUACGGGCCUUGGACAGACGUCACGACGGCCAAGCCCGCGAAACGCGACACCGAGGCUAUCGAAGAAGAGCAAAAACCCACCAACGCAGACAGCUCGCCAGCGCUGCAGCCCUACGGCCUGUCGUUAGCCAACACUGCAUCCCAAUUUUUCAACCGCACAAGCAACGACCUCAGCAUGUCCACCAUGCAGAACAGCACCUCGGAAGCGCCGCCCACAGACGCCGUCCCAGUUCCCAUGUACUCGCGCGCACAGCGCACCUCCCUCACACAUCCGUCCCCCUCCGUCGCCACCCCCGUCUCCACAAACGCCACGCCUUCCACCCAGGGCGCCUCGCCGUCUCAACUCUUCGGCGGUGUCGAACAGCUCAUCCGCGAAGGCCAGGACUGGUGGCUGCGCGACCAGAAUCAGCUCGCUUUUGGCUUCGACAACUGGAACCAUGGGGUCGAGGACAUGGCUGGAUGGUUUACCGCACAAGGCGGUGUCGUGGGUAGUCCCACAUUGGUGAACCCUGCCGUAAAUUCUGGGGCAGGGGCCGCAGUGACCUCACCGGAGGGUAUGAAUGGCGGGCCGGUGAUGACGAAUGGGAAUGGUGUUGCGAACGGCGCAGCGAAUGGUGCAGGGAUGAACGGGGGAUUGCCUGGGGUACCAGGGUUUGGCGAGGGGUUGAAUGCGUACAAUGAGCAGGAGUGGUAUCAGUGAGCCUUUUCUGCAGGGUGUAUAGGGUGUAUGGGUGUUUUACGGCGUCGAAUAUAGGGCUGCUUGGGCGGAGGUAUAUACCACGGCUGCUUUCUCUUGGGAGAGGUAGCUCUUAUUGGGAUUGUAUAGUUCAAUGAUAUUAUCU
Paraphaeosphaeria sporulosa is the source of this 3096-nucleotide messenger RNA. RefSeq lists its product as uncharacterized. The coding region runs from base 327 to 2954 and encodes 875 amino acids. Gene Ontology annotation, molecular function: DNA-binding transcription factor activity, RNA polymerase II-specific; zinc ion binding; DNA binding. The transcript has 6 exons. Gene Ontology annotation, biological process: DNA-templated transcription; regulation of DNA-templated transcription. NCBI's taxonomy places the organism in Eukaryota, Fungi, Ascomycota, Dothideomycetes, Pleosporales, Didymosphaeriaceae. The record is from RefSeq and is a predicted model, not a curated record.